GCGCGUUUGGCGGAUUCCAGUCAGAAUCUCAGCUGAGAGAAACAGCGUUUGGCGGGAAAAUCACAGAAUCGUCUGCGCUGAGUCUGAGAGAAACAACGUUUGGCGGGAAAUGGAUCUGAUGACGCGGGAACUCUUGUUCUUCUUCCUGGCAGCAGUUUGCGUGCAGGCCAGUCCGCUGGGCAAGACUGGAGCAGACCACGAUAUCGAUGGAUUCGACUUAGCGGCCAAGGACGUGGAGGUCUUCUACAGGCCCGAGAAUCCGGAUUCUGGAGUUCCGGAGAAGCGAUGGGGAGGGGCGUGCCUGGGCUGCCCUCCGGACCCAAUCCUGAUAUCCGGACGAGCUUCUCCGGAUUCCGAAUCCACCUUACCGGAAAAUCCACACCACGAGAGUCCGGAUUCCGGAGUUCCAGAGAAGCGGUGGGGAGGAGCUUGUCUCGGCUGCCCUCCGGACCCAAUCCUUAUAUCCGGGCGGGCUUCUCCGGAUUCCGGAACCAACUUACCGGAAAAUCCGCACCACGAGAAUCCGGAUUCCGUACCACAAGAGGUUCCGGAGAAUCUACAGCCAGUGGCUCCGGAUUCCGGGCGAUCGGAUGUGCCACAGAAACGGUGGGGAGGGGAGUGCCUCGGUUGCCCACCCGAUCCCAUCAUUCUCCUGGGGAAGAGAAAACGAUCCGCGUAGCCGGGAGGCUCAGCAUGACCAUCAUCUUCAUGGCGGUCAGCACCGUGCAAACUAGAAUUGACCGACACGGACACCGAACGGACUGUUCCUAACUAAAGACGUGUUUCUCUUAGUGUAGACUUUACCAAAUGGGCUGGUCCUAACUUAUGUUCUAACAAAUGUAACGUUACUUCUCUUGGUGUUAAGGUCACGAUCUUUCUUUUGAAACGGUUGUAAGAUGACAUAAAGCCAGAGUAUUCCUCAACCAACAGCCAAAGACUGCAUGCACUAUUGAAAAAUCUACAAUUUAAUGUAUCCCGUCAUAACUUGCAUUAAAAACGGUAUACAAGAUCA
Branchiostoma floridae (Florida lancelet) is the source of this 1012-nucleotide messenger RNA. RefSeq lists its product as uncharacterized. The coding region runs from base 110 to 679 and encodes 189 amino acids. NCBI's taxonomy places the organism in Eukaryota, Metazoa, Chordata, Leptocardii, Amphioxiformes, Branchiostomatidae. The transcript is spliced from 3 exons. The record is from RefSeq and is a predicted model, not a curated record.